Hermetia illucens (black soldier fly) is the source of this 5442-nucleotide messenger RNA. RefSeq lists its product as uncharacterized. Lineage: Eukaryota; Metazoa; Arthropoda; Insecta; Diptera; Stratiomyidae. The transcript is spliced from 19 exons. Bases 1262 to 5047 code for a protein of 1261 amino acids. The record is from RefSeq and is a predicted model, not a curated record.
UUGUGUUCACUACGUGCGUUUUCUAAUCCGGUGUUCACGCUCUGUACCGGGAUAUGCGGAUGACGAACGCUUAUGCGGGACAAGUCGCGUGAAUAUAAGCGUAAUCUUCCCAAGGAUACGGAAAUUCCAGUGAAACGAAAGCCUAAAACUCUCGGGUACAUCUUUGAGGAAGAAGGAAUAUGUCUGUUUUGAAUGUGCUCCUUAAUCCGCAGCGUGUGUGUACGGGUCGGAUUCGCGAAAAGUGCUUUUUGAGCGUCGUAAUCCCAGCUGUAACUCGGGCAUUUGAUUAGGAUUCCGUUCCGGAACGGCACUGCAGUGUAUAGCGCAUUUAUGCGUGAUUGUGAUAGGCUAAGGCGGCUGAACAACGCCUGGAAUGAGAGUGGAGUAAUAAUUAUAUUUAUUGCUGUGUGUGUCGAUAAUACCCAGCGAUUUGCUGCGUUUGUUCUUAUGUGCUCAAACAAAUUAUUGUGUUCCAAGCAAAUCCAUAUUUAUAGUGUUUACUCUAUUCGGGAGGAAAAUGACAAGUGCGGCGCGCUCCUCAAUACGGAUUUAGGUUACGUACAUACAUAAUCAGGACGUGAAUGCGACACUGGUACUCGCAUUCGCACUCGUGUGUAGUGUGAAGAGUGAGCACUAUGCAAAUCAACUUGGAAUUGAAAUUGUCGCACCUGCUAACUCUGACUGCGAUCCUGGCUAGCUGGCUCGUGGGUAAGGACGCGAAUUCACGCGAGAAUAUGGUGGUCCUUGGCAAAGCGCAUCGACGACAGUUCCGCGAGUAUAUUGUGAGCUAAAUAGAUGAGUAUCCUCCGUAAGGACCUACCCGCAUCUGUGAAAAGUUGUGUGUGACACCACGCGUUCUACAUUUAUGCCGAUGUAUCCGCAUAUGUUCAAGACUUCCAUGCAACAUAUUUAUUCGGGGCACGUCAUUCUUCAUUCAUUCCAUUCCAAUAAAUAUCCAUAAAACGUAGAUAACACCCAGCUGUUUACAAAUCAUUAUAUUUUGAAUGUUUCCGCUGCAUCCCCUAGUUGAUGCCGAAUAAUUCAAAUAAUUCAAUUUGUUUUCAUGUAUCAGAUUUCGCUCGAAAAACGAUGGAAAAAUUACCAGCGAUCAAUCAAUUAAUUAAAUAAUUUUUAUAAAAGUCGAAUUGGGUGGCUGUUUCGGAGUUUUGUAAUUUUGAUUGCGCGAAUUCAGGAAGUGUCGCGAUUGUAAAAAGGAAGAAAGGGAAAAUAUCGUGUAUGCACGGGAUUUGCUAUUGAAAAAAUGAAUUCCAAGUUAGCAGUAGUAUUGCAAUUGAUUGCAGCAAUUUUCACGUUACUCCUGUUUUUUACGUCACUUGUGUGCGGACAAAUUGACUGGGACGACGAUGACGACCCUGUGUCAACGGUAUCGGUGGAAGCAGUGCUCGGACGUACCGCGAAACUACCCUGCGAUAUUGAACCGGAAACCAAGGAAGACCGAGUGUAUAUGGUGUUGUGGUUUCGAGAGAGCGCCGGUAAACCUCUUUACAGUUUCGAUGUGCGCGGCAGAGCUUUCGAAAAGGCAUUAUAUUGGUCGGACACAAACGCUUUCGGACCAAGAGCAUAUUUCGUGACGAAAUCACUACCCGCCACAUUAACUGUACAGAAUGUGCAAUUAGACGACGAAGGAGUCUAUAGAUGUCGAGUGGACUUCCAGAACUCACCAACACGAAAUCAUCGAAUAAAUUUAACGGUUAUUGUUCCUCCUCAUGUUAUGAUGAUAUAUGAUGCUUCAGGGCGAGAUGUAGCUGGUGUUGUUGGACCGCUUUUAGAAGGCGAUAAUUUAGUACUAACAUGCGAAGUACGAGGUGGACGACCCGAACCCGUAGUGACAUGGUUCAAUGGUUCGCAGCCACUUCAGAUUGGUAACGGUGUGCUUAUGGGGCGACAUGUUACAGUGAAUCGUCUUGAAGUGCAUCAACUAACCCGAGAUGCACUUAAUAACACUUACAGAUGUGAAGCAUCGAAUACAAAGUUAGCACCACCGUCUAUUAAAACCGUACGCCUUGAAAUGUUAUUAAAGCCAAUAUAUGUAAAUAUUACGGAGAAACCUAAAAUGUUCACAUCUGGCAGCGAAUACAUUCUGACGUGUGUUGUUGUGGGAUCCGUGCCAGACACCGAAAUCAAGUGGAUGCAAAAUAAUCGGUCCUUCAAAAGGGGGAAUGUGAGUUUGUCGACAAAUGGGAGCACGGUAACGUCAAGCUUAAUAUUUCACCCCUUGCCAGAGGAUGAUGGGACGAUUUUGAAAUGCGAAGGCUCCAAUCCACGUCUUCCGAAUUCGGCUCUGGAGGAUUCGCUUGUUCUGAACGUUAUGUAUCCGCCACAAGUGACUCUAUCAUUAGGCUCCACAUUGAAACCGGACGACAUAAAGGAGGGUGACGAUGUCUAUUUCGAGUGUCAUAUCAAAGCCAACCCCAAGGAGCAUCGCAUCAUAUGGUCCCAUGAUGGUGUCCCAGUGACGCAGAAUGUUUCGUGGGGAGUUAUCAUAUCCACUCGAUCCUUAGUACUUCAGAAGGUUGCUCGCUUGCAUGCGGGGUUAUAUGCAUGUUCAGCUGCUAAUGACAGAGGGGAAACACAAAGUGCCUUAGUCAAUCUACGAAUAAGAUAUGCGCCGGUAUGUACAACAUCGACGGUAGUUGUUGUUGGAGCAUCCUUGGAGGAGUCCAUAUCGAUACCGUGUCGAGUGAAUUCCGACCCACAGGAAAUUGAAUUUGAGUGGACAUUUUCAAGCAGUGGUGAACAUUUUGAAGUUCCGUCUGGGCACUAUACCACCGUGCAAGAGACGUCUGGCGGCACUCAUCGGACUGUAAUUGAAUCUAACGAGACCCACAUUGAAAGUUACGUUGAAACAGUCAGUGAGCUCGUCUACACCCCGAAAAGCGAGCGUGAUUAUGGAACCUUGGCAUGCUGGGGGAAGAACUCGAUCGGAAAGCAAACAGAGCCGUGUUUAUUUCAAGUGGUUCCGGCAGCUAAGCCAGCAUCAUUGCGAAAUUGUACCCUGCGCCCCUACGUCGUUACAUCGGCAGCAUCCUUGAACUCAUCCAAUGCAGCCACAAUGCACUCUAAUGGCCUGGUGUCCCCGUCAUCGUCGUCGUCCUUGUCGUCGUAUAACAAAGAAUCAACGAACGGGAACCACGGCAGCUACGUCCACUCUGAGUACAUACGUGAGGCUUCGGCCUAUUUGAACAUCAAAACGAGGACAAAAAGAAAACGUGAUGCUGUAAAGAGCGGCUCCUCUUCGCAAGGUCGAGCACAAAAACCCAGCACUGCAAACAGAAGAAAGGCACUAGGGUCGAGCAAUAAUACGAAAACUAAUAUGAUUUUCGAAAAUAGUAGGCCAGCGGCACCUGACGUCCAUACGAAUGAAGUGGUCAGCCUGGUUGCGGCCAACACGACGAAGGACCAGGACGACCUCAAGCAUUCCAAAUCCAAUUCAUCAUAUGCCGCUAGGAGCGUAAUCGAACGAAUGUCGAAGCGACAUGCGAACAUCUACGCUACCUCCGCGAGCAUAAAAAGAGAUAAAUUACGACGGAACGCCAUAGAUAAUGACGAUGAUAAAUUAGAUAAGUUCAAAUCAACGAAACCCGUUACAAUAGCCGAACCUAUGGUCCGGCUAUACAGGAGUAAUGGCGGUGUCGGAUUUCCCAAUACCACAGCGACAAAUGUAUCGAAUAGUUCCAUGUCGUCAUUACACAGCUCGUCUUCAGGAUCCGGAGAAUCGUCUGCAUGGACCCCGCUUGUGGCGACCAGCCCAGUGGAUGCCAUUGUGCCAAACUAUGCAUAUCUGAAAAUGGAAACGACCAGCAACGGGGCCGGCGGUGGGAGUAAUCAAGUCGUGGAAAACUACGAGAAUAUUGUAUAUUCGGCGAUAGAACUUGAAUGUGUGGCAGGUUAUGAUGGUGGUUUGCCGCAGUAUUUCGUCCUUGAAGCGUACGAUUCACGCUCGAAGAAACUGCGAUUGAACAUGACCAGCACUUACCCGGAUAUUCCGCUCUUUCGGAUCGACUUAACAGAAUUGACACCAUCCGACAGCUAUAUGGAUUCGCCACCUACUCUCCACCUGAUAGCAUACAGCGUAAAUCAGAAAGGCAGAUCUGAACCCAUCAUCCUGGAAGAUAUUGCGAUUAAUGAAGCGGAAAAACGAACAGAUGGUGCGAUAGGACUUUCGAUUCUGCCGCUCGCUGCGCUCCUCACAGGAACUUUGCUGACUAUCGGCAUCGGUGUCCUUUUGGUUGUGGUCAUUGCUAUAAGGAAGAGAAGAGAGCAAAGCUCGUCAAGCUCGUGUGACGACAAGGAUAAACAUUUAGGAAUGGAUGUGACAGUUACAGCGCCACUGGAAAUGGGAGCUGGACACCAAAGAUUCGUCGUCGCAUACACUUUGAAGCAAGGAAUUGAAAAGCAGCCUGACAUUAUCAAUGCUCAGAAAGACUCAGAACAAAACCUUGCCAUGAAGCAAAAACAGAAUGCCACAACACCACCGAGCGGGCGACCCAACGCCCUGUAUCUCGGCAAACAAUCAUACACGCCGCAAAACUUUGAAUCUCCCACAACAAUUUUCACGGAGACUGAACAGCAACAAAAAACCACACCAUCAAGUCAUCACAGCACGUUAAAGUACAAGGACGACGGUCGCAAAACCUACCAGGAAGUCAUUUAUAGUACGCUUCCCGUUAAAAAUGUCCUGCACGAAAGUAUCCUUUCGAAUAGCGCCACAAUGCUGGCACGCAACGAGAGCGGACGGUACGACUCACCGACAUCCAAUUAUGGCAAUAAUUGCAACGCAAACGCCGACUUGCAAAACAAUAUUUCGUCGCACAAAACAGAGUUCAAUAAAAACGACGAGUAUGGACUAUCCGUAGCGGACUAUUUAGGUUCUAAUCUAGACUUUAGUUUAGGCAAUACCGACUCAGCUAUCACUAUGGGUCGCGUUAGUAAUCCCACAAUUUCAUCGACUACUAUUAGUAAAACAAAUUCAACUAGAAACCAUAUUAUCACGGACACGCUGCCGGGUCCGGAGAGCUGCGUUUAAAAGAUGCAAUAGUGGGCAGUGGCUGAGUCCUACAAUUCAAGUAAUAAGUAAUAAAAUGAGGAAUAAGUAAAGCAUAAGUAAAUGAAUAAAUAAAUGAAGACUGGUCCAUUGUAAAUGUAAAAGAAAUUCUUACGAGACAUUGUUAAACUAAGAAGAAAACACUCACGUUCAACUAUCUAAAGAUGUAACGAUAAUAUCUAACACAUAUCGAAGAUACUCUGUACGGUUAUUUGUUUGAUUCGGCUUUAUUGUUAAUGGAUGUAGUUGAUAAUUUUGCUCAAGUUUUAUUUUCUAAAACGGAACAUCAAAAGUAAGACGAGAGAUCACUUGAAAAUGGUGGAAAAUCUAGAUGCGUCCUGGUUCUUUCCAAUUGUCUGUCGGAAAAUUGCUUUUGG